CGAUACGCUGUCUUUAUUAAUUCCCACAACUGUAAACAUUAAAACGGUGCUAACAGUUUAGUUUCUGUUGGACUACAUUUCCCAUGAUUCCACACCGGAACUGACAAUUCUGCCAGGAAACAUGAGGAGAGUGACCCGGCGACCCUGUGAGGAUGGCCCGCUGCUGGAAGAGCAGGAGACCGAGGGCCAGCGGCAGCUGCAUGGCCUCUUGCUGCAGCAGCUCCACACUGACGUCGACAUUGAACGAUGUGUAGCCAAGAGGCAGUGCUUCGCCCCAGCGGCGCUUUAUCGGCCGUUUGGGGAGCAGGCAGCAGGAGUGAAGAGCCUUUCCCAGUUCCAGGCCCUGCAGGAUGGGGAGAAGGAACUGGCCAGCCUGCGGGAGCUGGGCCUGAAUGACACCGAGAUCCAGCUGUGGCAGAGCAGAGAUGCACCAGAGACAGCAGAGAAGUCCCACGGUGUGUGUGCAGCUCCAGGUGCAAAGGAAGAGCGCCUGCAGGCAAUUAAAGACAAAAUCGCCGCCCGGAUGGAGCUUCUGUCCCGCCCACAACGCUUUGCGUCCAGCCGGCCGCUGUCACGCCGGGAGAUGGAGAUUGAACAAGCCCUGUUUCAUGGGAAUGACCGCCUGGGUUUCCUCACAGCGCUCUAUCAUCGAGAUGAAGAUAAGAAGGAGAACCAACAGGGGGCGUCAUCCUCUGACCCACUGGACUCUAUCUAUAGAGAAGUUCUCAGGGAGCAGGAGGUGAAACAAGCUUCACAACACAAAUCUGAGGGAGAACCGACAGGAGCGCCACACACAGCUGAAUCUGACCAAUCACAAAACCAACAGACAGACAGAAAUCAAUCGAGAGACGCUUCUGACAGUCCGUCAGACCUGCAGGCUGGAAACAGUCGCUCAUCCGUCCAGACAGACUCAGUUUCAGACACCUCAAAUCAGCAGCAUGUUGAAAACAAACCAGAGCAUCUGCGACUGGCUCCUCCGAGACAGAUUAAUAUAAGCCAGCCAAUCAGCAGCUUGUGCGGAACAGCAAAGGUGGGGCCAAGCAGACCACUGACUGUGACGGGGGAGAUUGUGACAAUUACAGAUGAAGAAAUCCUAAAGAACCGGGAAUCAGAAGAAGGGAUCCGGAGCAUUCCAAGGUUCCGAAACUACCAGCCGGGGAAACCCUCCAAGUUUCCUGCGAGCACAUCCAAGCUGCAGCUGGAAACAGAGGGCCACAUCCUGGUCCUGUGUGUGAAGAACCUGAGCCCACAGGCGUCAGUGGCCCAGCUGGUGGCGCUGUUCUCCAGAUUUGAGAGGAUGGACAGGCCCCCGGUGCUUUACCGGGUGCUGACUGGGAGGAUGAAGGGUCAGGCUUUCAUCACUCUGCCAGAUGCUGAAACGGCCCAGAAUGCCUUGCAGUUAGUCCACAGAUACCGGUUGCUUGGGAAACCUUUGGUGGUCGAAUUUGGCCGUGAACGACAGGAAGAGGAGAAACAGAAGGAGAAGGAAGGGCAGGAGGAGAAGAAAUAAAUAAACAGAAGAAAAAUGUUUUUUAUGUAAAUUAGACUGUUGUGAAUGGCUGAAACUAAUGUCACAGUGUACUUAUUUUUUGUGGAUAUAAAGUUGGAUUCGUUGGCUUAUUAUUAUUAUCA
This is a messenger RNA of Maylandia zebra (zebra mbuna), 1632 nucleotides long. It is a transcript of the gene rbm41, whose product is annotated as RNA binding motif protein 41. Lineage: Eukaryota; Metazoa; Chordata; Actinopteri; Cichliformes; Cichlidae. Gene Ontology annotation, biological process: mRNA splicing, via spliceosome. Gene Ontology annotation, cellular component: U12-type spliceosomal complex. Gene Ontology annotation, molecular function: U12 snRNA binding; pre-mRNA intronic binding. The record is from RefSeq and is a predicted model, not a curated record.